Messenger RNA from Umbelopsis ramanniana AG, 1312 nucleotides. RefSeq lists its product as uncharacterized. NCBI's taxonomy places the organism in Eukaryota, Fungi, Mucoromycota, Umbelopsidomycetes, Umbelopsidales, Umbelopsidaceae. The record is from RefSeq and is a predicted model, not a curated record. Bases 77 to 1228 code for a protein of 383 amino acids. Gene Ontology annotation, cellular component: periplasmic space. The transcript is spliced from 3 exons. Gene Ontology annotation, molecular function: lyase activity.
GCCUUGACUCGUAUAUUACAUCGGUUUUGCAGUAGAGCUACAUACACCUUGCUUUCGCACGUCCUUCUAAUUUACAAUGAGCAACAAAAGUCCCGAAAUUGAGUUCAUUAACUUGAAUUACAUGGGUCAGAAAAAAGAUCGAGGCCCAGAUCAAAACGCUUUGGAAUCUUUGAAGAAACUGGCUAACAGUGCUUUGAAGAAAGGUCCGUUCUCUGUCACUUUUGAAAAGCAGCCUCAGCAUAUUGCAGCGAGCGGAGACCCCAGAGACUUCCUUAGCUAUGCACCCUAUUGGUGGCCGGAAAAUCAAAAUGGAAGAACUGUAUUUGUGAAAAGAGACGGAAAGAGAAACCCGGAUAUCAAGGAUGUCAAAGAUCAAAAGCAACUUGAGAACUAUGGUGACAGUGUUACAUAUCUGGCUCUCGCAUACUAUUUUUUCAACGACGACAAGUAUGCUCAGCAUGCAGCUAACCUGACUGGAACCUUCUUUGUGGACGAUAGAACAAAGAUGAAUCCACAUGUCAAUUAUGGACAAGUGGUUCGCGGCGAAGGCAAUCCUUCCGGAAUGGGACGUGGAGAAGGUAUCAUGUCAACACGCAUGCUGGCUCGUAUUGCCAAUGUUCUUCCACUUCUUGCAAACCAUCCUUCGUUCCGCGACUUGAACGGCCAUUUGCAUAACUGGUUUAAUGAUUAUCUGAACUGGCUUACCACAAGUGAUAUUGGCCGUCAAGAGUUAAACAUGCCAAACAAUCACCAUACUUGGGCUUUGGUACAAGUGGCCACCAUCCAAUACUAUCUUGGUCGUCAAGACGAUGUGCGACGCACCGUGGAGGGAUUUUUCUCCCAAAUGGCCCCUAGACAAGUAGUGGACAACGGAGAUCAACCCUUGGAAAGCUCCAGAACCAAGCCUUUCCACUACCUGAUUUUCAAUCUGCAUGCUAUGAUAUUUUUAGCUGAACUCGGAGCCGCAGUUAACUGUGAAUGCUAUGAAGCAGCUCAUAGGGCUAUCGAGAGAGCAACUGAUUAUGCGAUCCAAAAAGGUAGAGAGGAGCCUGCACCAAAGAACGAAGAUCGAGACUUGUUUCUAGCCAGUCGUUCAGUGCAGCUAGUCAGCAAUCAUCAUGGCGAUAAUGGUCGUUUUGCGGACUAUCUACAAGCCGCACGACAAUGUCCCGCAGCUGGAACUUACUCUGGCGAUAAGUGUGCUAUCGUCGAACUAUGGUCUCGUUAAACUCAUGUUUCGAUUACUUUGUCAUCUACUUUAACAUAGCAAAUAUUUGAUAAUAAAUAGUUGUGGGCUUUCUCCACCAUAUUA